UACAGUCAAGCUGCUUAAUCAAUAGAAGACCAGCAUAAUGUAUCUUAAAAUCCUAAGUAUAAGGUCAUUGAGGAGCACACUCAAAUUUCAAAUUCGAAAACGGUUUCAUUCACAUCAUUCAUAUAUCAUUCCGUCACCACUUCCAAACAUUGACAUUCCCAACGCAACAGUACCGGAUAUUAUUUUUGAAAGAUGUGGAAGAUUUCCAGAGAAAAUUGCAGUGGAGUGUCAUGUGACGGGCAGAAGGUAUACUUUCGAAGAAAUUAGAAGAAAGGCGUUAAACUUGAGCCAAGCGAUUAUCAAAAAGUUUAAACUGCGCAAAGGUGACGUAGUUGCAGUAUUUCUUCCCAAUGUUCCCGAGUUUGCGAUAUGCGCUUUAGGCCUUUUAAAGGCAAAUUUAGUUAUAACUACCAUCAGUCCUUUGGCAACGUCAGAUGAAUUACGUAGGCAGCUUAACGACUCCGGAUCCAAAGUGAUUAUUACCACAUGCUCCCUAUACAAUACAGCGAAAAUGUCAAUUCCCGUACCGAAUAUGCCAAUUUUAACAAUCAAGACAGAGAAAACCGAUGCAACACCAGAAACAGCGAUUAACUUUCAAGAGUUGGUUGACUCUCCGGCCAAUUUGGAUGUGAACGUGUAUUUGGAGAGCAGCGAUAUUGCAUUAAUGCCCUUUUCUAGUGGAACAACCGGAUUGCCUAAGGGAAUAUUAUACUCUCACCGAAAUUUGACUGCCAAUGUUUUACAGGCGAAUGCCAUCGAUGAAAUACGAGUUUUGGAAACAACAACCGGAAAUCACCAAGAUGUCGUGCCAGCAAUUCUGCCUUUCACUCACAUGUACGGUUUUGGUGGAUUACUAAUGGGUGGUUUAUACAAUCUGUCGAAGCUUGUGACCGUUCCAAAGUUUAGUCCCGAUAUAUUCGUAAACCUGUUUGAAAAACAUCAACUUACGGCGCUGUAUACCGUGCCGGCGACAGUACAAUUCAUCAUCAAUAGCAACAGAGUGGAUCCAAAACUGUUACAAUCACUGCGAGUGGUUACUAUAGGCUCUGCUCCCCUUUCAGCUUUGGCACAGGAACGUUUUAUUAAAAUGUCGGGGAAAAAAAUUUACGUAAUGCAAGGAUAUGGUUCGAGUGAAUGCGGUAUACUCACAACAACCCGUAGAAUUAAUUCUAGUUUGGGUUCGAUUGGUAUCCCCGUACCUAACACCGAAAUGAAAGUGGUAGGAGUGGAUAACCAAGCUCCUUUGAGUGAAAUGGAAAAAGGUGAACUAUGGGUCAAGGGACCACAAGUAAUGAAGGGAUACCAUAACAAGCCUGAGGAGACGGCCAAAACCAUUACGGAUGGGUGGUUCAAAACAGGUGAUAUGGUCCGCUACGAUCACAAUAAGAAUUUCUACCUGAUUGACCGUAUUAAAAACAUGAUAAAAGUAAAAGGAUAUGUUGUGGCACCUGCAGAGCUGCAGAAUAUUAUUCGAAGUUACCCUAAUAUUUUGGAAGUAAUAGUGAUCGGAAUCCCACAUGAUAGUUAUGGCGAAGUUCCUAGAGCGUACGUUACUACAAAACCAGGAACUGUAGUCGAUACUGACAAACUGAAAGAAUUCGUAUCAAAGAAAGUAUCAAGUUACAAAGAUCUUAAAGGCGGAGUGUUGGUUAUGAAAGAGCUACCUCGAAACAAUGUAGGGAAGUAUGACCAUCAAAAGUUGAAGUUACAGUACAUGGAAGAAGUUGGGAAUUCUCAUUCUUCAUAUUCCUAAGUUUUGUAGGUAAAUUUAGAGCGUAGUUACCUACUUAGUAAAAAUUAAAAUUUCUUUGUUUAUUUUA
Messenger RNA from Photinus pyralis (common eastern firefly), 1820 nucleotides. Its product is annotated as probable 4-coumarate--CoA ligase 3. The record is from RefSeq and is a predicted model, not a curated record. Gene Ontology annotation, cellular component: mitochondrion. NCBI's taxonomy places the organism in Eukaryota, Metazoa, Arthropoda, Insecta, Coleoptera, Lampyridae. The transcript has 7 exons. Gene Ontology annotation, biological process: long-chain fatty acid metabolic process; fatty-acyl-CoA biosynthetic process. Gene Ontology annotation, molecular function: long-chain fatty acid-CoA ligase activity. The coding region runs from base 38 to 1753 and encodes 571 amino acids.